Messenger RNA from Rhinocladiella mackenziei CBS 650.93, 2850 nucleotides. RefSeq names its product pre-mRNA-splicing factor cwc22. The transcript has a single exon. Gene Ontology annotation, biological process: mRNA splicing, via spliceosome. The record is from RefSeq and is a predicted model, not a curated record. Lineage: Eukaryota; Fungi; Ascomycota; Eurotiomycetes; Chaetothyriales; Herpotrichiellaceae. Gene Ontology annotation, molecular function: protein binding; RNA binding. Bases 1 to 2850 code for a protein of 949 amino acids. Gene Ontology annotation, cellular component: catalytic step 2 spliceosome.
AUGGCCGACACCAUGCUCCUGUCAUCCGCUGUUCGUCUUCCCACCCCGCCUCCCGGCGCUUCAUAUUCACCGGGUCCUUCUGGCUCAAGGAAGAGGUCUCCGCCGUCUCGUUCUCCUUCUCCCAAACGUCGAAGAGCUCCGCCUCCUGAAGAUGAGGAUUAUCGCAAAGUGGACGAUGCAGAGCCAGGCCGUGAGAUGGAUGAACGAGAGCGACAGUUGCGUGAAAGGUUCAAAUCAAGAGAAACAGAUGAAACCAGACGGAAACCCAUGACGGCGGAGGAGAAGCAGGCAGCGGCAAAGGCAGAAUAUGAAAAACUCCUCACUAUGCGAUCUGGGGGAACAUAUAUUCCUCCUGCCAGAUUGCGAGCCUUACAGUCACAAAUCACGGAUAAAACUAGCAAGGAAUACCAGAGGAUGGCCUGGGAGGCUCUGAAAAAAUCUAUCAAUGGUCUGAUCAACAAAGUCAAUGUGUCGAACAUCAAACAUAUCGUCCCCGAGUUAUUUGGGGAAAAUUUGGUUCGUGGCCGAGGGCUGUUCUGCAGGAGUAUUAUGAAGGCUCAGGCUGCCUCUCUUCCUUUCACACCAAUUUAUGCCGCCAUGGCCGCGAUCGUCAACACCAAAUUGCCACAAGUGGGAGAGCUCUUAGUCAAUCGACUGGUCGUUCAAUUUCUCAAAGCCUUCAAGAGAAAUGACAAGGCCGUGUGCCUCUCCUCAACCACAUUCAUUGCCCACCUGUGCAACCAACAGGUGGCUCACGAGACGGUCGCGGCACAACUCCUGCUCCUCCUCCUUCAUAAACCGACUGAUGAUUCGGUAGAAAUUGCGGUCGGCCUGACGAGAGAAGUAGGCCAACAUUUGGAAGAAAUGAGCCCACCCAUUGCGCUGGCUGUAUUUGAGCAGUUCCGCAGCAUCCUGCAUGAAGCCGAUAUUGACAAGCGAGUCCAAUACAUGAUCGAAGUCUUAUUUCAAGUCAGAAAAGACCGGUAUAAAGACAAUCCUGCAAUUCGAGAGGAACUCGAUCUGGUGGAAGAGGAAGAUCAAAUUACACAUCAAAUUGAUAUUGACGAUGAUAUUGAUGUUCAAGAUUCAUUAAACAUUUUCAAGUAUGAUCCCGAAUGGGAAGAACAUGAAGAAGCAUACCGAAAACUCAAAGCUGAGAUUCUUGGUGAAGAUAGUGAAGGAGAAGGAGACGAUGAUGAAAGUGGAUCCGAAGAGAGUUCAGAUGAUGAAGAGACCGAGCAAGAACGAGCAAUGGAGAUUAAGGACCAGACAAACACAGACUUGGUUAAUCUGCGGAGGACGAUCUACUUGACAAUUAUGUCGAGUCUCGAUUUCGAAGAAGCGUGUCACAAGCUGAUGAAAGUCCAACUUCCACCAGGCCAGGAACCGGAAUUGCCUUCAAUGAUUAUCGAAUGCUGUUCUCAGGAAAAGACUUAUUCGAAGUUCUUUGGCCUCGUGGGCGAAAGAUUCGCAAAGCUUAAUCGACUCUGGACGGACCUGUUUGAGCAAUCCUUUGCUAAAUAUUACGACACCAUUCACCGAUACGAGACCAAUCGAUUACGAAAUAUUGCUCGCUUUUUUGGGCAUCUGUUAAGUACCGACGCCAUUGGCUGGCACGUCUUUUCAGUGGUUCACCUCAACGAAGAAGAGACAACAUCAAGCAGUCGUAUAUUCAUCAAGAUCCUCUUUCAAGAUUUGGCGGAGGCAUUGGGCCUGCCCAAACUUCAGGAGAGAAUGAAGGAUGAUAUUCUUCACCCCAGCUUUGCCGGUAUCUUUCCAACUGACACUCCGCGGAACACCCGUUUUUCCAUCAAUUACUUCACCAGCAUCGGUAUGGGAGUCCUCACGGAAGAGAUGCGCGAACAUCUCAAAAACCUUCCCAAACCUGAACCACCCGCGCUGCCUGCACCUAGAGAUGACAUUUCGGAUUCUGCGAGUGUUAGCUCGUACUCAAGUUAUUCUAGCUAUACAACAAGCAGGUCGUAUACCAGAAGCCCUUCUCGUGACAGACUUACGAGUCGGGGUAGAGACGCUCGGUCAAGAAGCCCAGAUGACAGGGAUCGAGGGAGGAGCUACGGCCGCAAAAUGUCUCGGUCGAGGUCACCGCCCGCCCGAAAAAAUGGCGCACAACGUAGCAGAAGCUACAGUGCUUCGAUAUCACGGUCGCGUUCUCCCCCUCGCCGGGGUCUGAGAAGGAGAUCACCUUCUUCCUCCGUCUCUCGAAGCCCUCCAAGGAGAAACGCCGUUCCUCGUCGUGGAAGAUCUCCAACCAGGUCAAGGUCCUCCAGUUAUUCCAGCGUCUCUCGCUCUCCUUCGCGACGCCUCCCAGCUCGCCGCCGAGACUAUUCGAACUCGCGAUCUCCAUCACGAUCACCUCCACCCCGCCGAUCCAGCCCACUCCGUCGCCGCAACUACUCUCCAUCUAGAUCUCGUUCCCCGUCGAGUUUCACUCAGAGAGGAGGCCGCGCCGCGCGGGAUCUCAGCCGGUCGCCGUUGCGCUCACGACCUCCCCGCCGCCGCCGUCCCGCGCGGUAUUCCAGAAGCAGAAGCUGGAGCAGGAGCUACAGUCCACCUUCGCGAAGACGAGCGCCAGCUCAUCGUCGACGAAAUUCGUCUAGCUACAGUGAACGCUCCAUGUCGAGAUCACGGUCUCCACAUCCGGUACGCCGUCCUGGCCCACGACGUGAUGAUGACAGAAGACGCUCACCGAGUCCCGUCAGACGCAUCUGGAGAAGACGGGGCUCCAACCCUGAAAACGGUGGUAGAAGAGAGAGGAAGAGGGGCCCGGACUCGCCAGUUGCAAACACAGGAGCAGGAAGCAGCAGACCAAAGGCGGCGGACUUUGAGUGA